Messenger RNA from Phaeodactylum tricornutum CCAP 1055/1, 828 nucleotides. RefSeq lists its product with no specific name. Bases 1 to 828 code for a protein of 275 amino acids. The record is from RefSeq and is a predicted model, not a curated record. The transcript has 2 exons. Lineage: Eukaryota; Bacillariophyta; Bacillariophyceae; Surirellales; Neidiaceae.
AUGGAAAACGAUCGCAAACAAUACUGGCUCAAAGAGCAGGAGAAAAUUCCCAAUACUCUGCGGAAGUAUUGGAAUCCCAACUUACUGCGCAAGAACACGAAGGAGACCUUAGAGGAAUCGAUCCAGCCACAGACGUCUGUGGAGAAGAAACGCAAUUGUGUCUCGAAGACGAGCGAAGACAGUAUGGCAAUUUGCGAUAGGCCCUCAAAGACGAACGCGAAGUGCCAGUCUGAAUCAAUCUUGCUUCCACGCGAAAAGAUGCUUCUAUUACUUGAGCAACGCAUUCGAAUCAAACUCAAAAGCGCAGAAAAGGACGUAAAAACGACAGCGAAAGCCGUAGAACAUCUAUUGUUCAAGACAGCUUCAACACCAAAAGUCUACGAAGAUUUGGAAACCUUGGAUAAGCGGCUGUAUGCAAUACUCGCGGCGCUUAUGAAACGCAAGGUACGAAAGAUCUCGCGGGAGCAAGAUCGAACAGUCAUAUUGAAACAUCGCCUAGGAAUAAAAACUUUUGAGGCGGUACAGGUGAUACUCAGGGAGAUUCAGCUCUUACGCCUUGGUCGCGUCGCUCUUGGCUGCAACAAGUUAUCUUGCAACUCGCAGACUAAGAAAGAUUUACUCAGUUGGCCUGUCAGCAAAGUUGAUCUACCUAAAGGAGAGAAGCUUCCUCAGGCAGUCAAGAACAUAUUUUUCAAAAACGAGCUGACAAAGGCGUGGCAAACGACUCAGGCUGUGUCCCUUGCAAACCACAAUUGGGAAGAACUGGUUGCAAGUACAGAAAAAGACAUAGAGGCGUAUAAGAGCUGGGCCUCUGCGAGCCUUUCGUAG